Molecule: messenger RNA, 1414 nt
Organism: Carassius carassius (crucian carp)
Lineage: Eukaryota; Metazoa; Chordata; Actinopteri; Cypriniformes; Cyprinidae
Gene: ropn1l
Product: rhophilin associated tail protein 1-like
Source: RefSeq, a predicted model, not a curated record
AUGCACCUACCAGUCAAAGAGAAGCUGGAAAUGCCAGUAGCAACUCAGAAAACAGACACAGGACUUACACCAGGCCUUCUAAAGAGCCUUCAUCAACAGUUUGCACCUAAAGAAAUCAUUACAAAAGGAGAGCUUCUUCAGAAGUGGAAAGGCCUGUGCUUGCCUAUGGAACAGCUCGACACAAUCCUUACUCUUAGCAUCUUCAGUGAAAAUCUCAAUUGGAUGCAGUUUUUUGCUUUAUGAUGCAGCACUUUGGUUGGGACCAUCACAAGUGCUUUGAAACAUGCUUGUGAAAUACUCACAGAGGACCCUGAGGGUGGUGCAGCCCAGAUUCCUUUCGACACAUUUCAGUCUCUCACAUACUUGACCCAUCUGGAUGGAGAAAUUCCUAAAGAACAGAUCAACAGCUUCUUGCAUAGUUUAGAGCAAGAAUGCCAAGGAGGAAUGGUGCAACCUUCAAAUUUUACAAGCCUCCACAGUGCUGAGUAAAAUCCAGUACAAAUAGUCCUCAGGUGGUGAUAUCUCAACAUGCUUCAAAACUAUUGAUCCUUGUUACUUGUUAUUGUGUUUGCCCUCUUCAUACUUAUAUUGUGAUAUGAUUUGAUUAUUUAACCCAAUAAACCCAAUAAAUCCUUGAAUCUCAAAUCUAGGCUGCCUGGAAUAAUGUUGUGAAAGUGAAAGACCAAACAAGGCUUAUGGAAUAUUAGGUGCUUAUGUGAGCCUAAUGAACUUUCAGUUCUGAUUGCGAUUACAGAAGUUCCAUUGAUACUAUAGGUUGGGGUUUUUCAAAAUCAUAUUACCUCACUUACCAUCGUGGUUUUCUGUUUGAAAGAAAUCGUAUUCUGUAUGUACUUCUAACACUCACACAUAUUAUUUUUAUAUUGGAAACGAUGACAUGAACCAGAUCACAUUUUUGUCCUUGCAUUGUACCACACAUUUGUCUUGUGUUUCAGAGAAGCAGUGGCAAUGCAACAGGCAACAGUAGUUUGAUUAAUUGCCUUUUUGUGGAUGGAAAGAGGUUGUGUACCAAUUUGGAACCAAAAGGAGUAACCUUCACAGACCUGUUAAUGAAGGCUAUUCUCAACAUUUUGUCUGAAAUGAACUGAUUACCCAUCAGUCAGCAAGACCGGGACAGGUAAUAUCAAAGCUUGCCAGUCAAGGAUCUAUUCAGGUGCUUUUGGAUGAUUUAAAGAAGACACCAGAUGAACUUUAUUCAGCAUGAAGUUCUCUCUUCUUGAUCGGCUCGUGAGGAUUUAUUAACCUAAGCAGGCCAGAGUGCUGAGCUAAUGUAAUUGUCUAAGCCAAAGUAGCCAAGGAGCAGCAUGGCAUCUAUCAUUUCUAAUAAAGAUGAAAGUCGUUUCCCUUUUCGAUCUCUCACUUACAAUUCACUCCUAAUGAGGCCGAUUCUCACAAA